ACAACACUAGCUUAGCUCAGCGUUACUAGCAUUGGGCGUUAGCCAGUUGUCAGAUGGUUUUUAACAUGGACAAGCGUUGCCACACAGAUCUCGGCCAACAGCGUCCUGUCGGGCGGUUAACAGAUUUUUGUCUUAAGGGAAAGGGUUUGUUAACUUUGAUUAUUCUGAGUAGCCGGGGAUAGGUUAACUGAGGUGGUUCUCAUUUCCAGCGUCACGCUAGCUAACUUAGCUUCACUGUUGGCUCACUCCGUCUGUCUGAGCUCCGUGUCAGAACAUGUUAUCAGCUAGAUAAUGCUAUGGCCAAACACAAUAUGUAACAUUACAGAGUUUGUUGAGUGGCUUGCAGCUACCCAAUGUCGUCAUAUUUUUAGGUUUUGACACACUUUGCAGGCCUAAAUUUGGAGAUAGGGAAAGAAAAGCAGCCCGGGCUGGCAGCAGUGACAGCUGAGAUCACCUGGCAUGUAACGUUAUUUUAACCAUGGAUGGUGGGUACUUCCCAGAGCAUGUCAAGUGUAUGAGCAGUCUACGAUGGCUGAAACUGAACAGGACAGGACUGUGUUACCUCCCAGAGGAGCUGGCCUCUCUGCAGAAGCUGGAACAUCUUUCAGUCAGUCACAACAGCCUGACCACCUUACAUGGAGAACUGUCCAGUUUACCGAACCUACGGGCGGUGGUAGCUAGAGCCAACAACCUGAAAAACUCUGGAGUCCCAGAUGACAUCUUUCAGCUUGAUGACCUCUCUGUGCUGGACUUGAGUUACAACCAGCUGACAGAGAUCCCCAGGGACCUGGAGAACAGCAGGAACAUGCUUGUGCUUAAUCUGAGCCACAACAGCGUCGACUCCAUCCCCAACCAGCUGUUCAUCAACCUGACAGACCUGCUGUAUCUGGACUUAAGCGACAACAAGCUGGACAGCCUGCCACCGCAGAUGAGACGCCUGGUCCACCUGCAGACUCUCAUACUGAACAACAACCCGCUGAUGCAUGCCCAGCUGCGCCAGCUGCCCGCCAUGGUGGCUUUACAAACUCUCCACCUGAGGAACACCCAAAGGACCCAGAGCAACAUGCCCACCAGCCUGGAGGGACUGACACAUUUAGCAGAUGUUGACCUGUCAUGUAACGACCUGACUCGGGUACCAGAGUGCCUCUAUUCACUGGGCAGUCUGAAGAGACUCAACCUGAGCAGCAAUCAGAUCUCAGAACUGUCCCUCUGCAUCGACCAGUGGACCCAGCUGGAAACACUUAACCUUAGCCGCAACCAGCUCACCUCACUGCCUUCUGCAAUCUGUAAGCUGUCCAAACUGAAGAAGCUGUACGUAAACUCGAACAAACUCGAUUUUGACGGCGUUCCACCAGGUGUGGGCAAACUGUCCAGCCUCACUGAGUUCAUGGCCGCUAACAACAACCUGGAACUCAUCCCCGAGGGACUCUGCAGGUGUGGCAAGCUGAAGAAGCUGGUGCUGAAUAAAAACCGCCUGGUAACGCUGCCGGAGGCCAUCCACUUCUUGACUGACUUGGAGAUACUGGAUGUGCGUGAGAACCCCAACCUGGUGAUGCCUCCUAAACCAGUCGACAGAGGAGCAGAGUGGUACAACAUCGACUUCUCCCUCCAGAACCAGCUCCGGCUGGCUGGGGCCUCACCGGCUACUGUAGCUGCUGCUGGAGGAGGAGCCAGCCCCCGAGAUCCCCUGGCGAGGAAGAUGAGGCUAAGGAGGAGGAAGGACUGCGCUCAGGACGAUCAGGCAAAGCAGGUGCUGAAGGGCAUGAGUGACGUUGCACAGGAGAAAAAGAACAUGGAGGAAAACGGGGACUUGAAAUAUGCAGAUUUAAAAAUCCGGCGCUGGGACAAGAGUCUAGAGAAACCUCAACUGGACUACUCUGAGUUCUUUAUGGAAGACGUGGGCCAGGUUCCAGGAGUAUCAGUGUGGCAGAUAGAGAACUUUGUGCCCAUGCAAGUGGAAGAAGCUUUCCAUGGCAAGUUUUACGAGGCUGACUGCUAUAUCAUCCUCAAGACGUUCCUGGAUGACAACGGAGCGCUGAACUGGGAGAUCUACUACUGGAUCGGCCAGGAAUCCACAAUCGACAAGAAGGCUGGCUCUGCCAUCCACGCAGUCAACCUCAGAAAUUUCCUCGGAGCUGAGUGCAGGACAAUAAGGGAAGAGAUGGGAGACGAGAGCGAGGAGUUCAGCGCCGUGUUCAACAAUGAGAUCUCCUACAUUGAGGGAGGAACAGCCAGUGGCUUCUACACUGUGGAGGACACAAACUAUUCUGUCAGGUUGUACAGAGUUUAUGGCAAGAAAAACAUCCGACUGGAGUCUGUACCUGCUAAGGCCUCCUCCCUCGAUCCUCGCUAUGUCUUCCUGUUGGACACAGGGCUGGAAAUCUUUAUCUGGAGAGGAGCCAACGCUACACUGAGCGGCACCACGAAGGCACGGUUAUUUGCAGAGAAGAUCAAUAAGAAUGAGCGGAAGGGGAAGGCAGAGAUCACCACUAUCAUGCAGAACCAGGAGCCUCCGGGGUACUGGGAGGCGCUGGGAGGACAACCAGAGGAGAUCAAGAAACACGUACCAGAUGAUUUCUCUCCUGUCAGACCUAAACUAUACAAGGUGGGCUUGGGUCUGGGCUACCUGGAGCUGCCUCAGAUUAACUACAAGCUGUCAGUCGAGCACAAAGACCACAAGAUCAAACUGGACACUCUGCCAGAGCUAAGACUGGUGCAGUCUCUGCUUGACACAAAGUGCGUGUACAUCCUCGACUGCUGGUCUGACGUCUUCAUCUGGAUCGGGAGGAAGUCUCCACGUCUCGUCAGAGCUGCCGCCUUGAAACUAGGUCAGGAGAUCUGCUCCAUGCUGCACCGUCCCAAACACGCCUGUGUCACCCGCAACCUGGAGGGCACCGAGUGUCAGGUGUUCAAGUCCAAGUUUAAGAAUUGGGACGAUGUGUUGAAGGUGGACUACACCAGAGCAGCUGAGACUGUACAGCAGGGAGACAACCUACAGGGCAAGGUGAAGAAGGACGCAGAGCAGAAAGACCAGAUGAAAGCCGACCUCACAGCUCUUUUCCUGCCCAGGCAGCCGGCCAUGCCUCUCACUGAGGCUGAACAGCUGAUGGAGGAGUGGAACGAGGAUCUGGACGGCAUGGAAGGAUUCGUUUUGGAGGGAAAGAAGUUUGCUCGCCUGCCAGAGGAGGAAUUUGGACACUUCUUCACUCAAGACUGCUACGUCUUCCUCUGCAGAUACUGGGUGCCUGUGGAGUACGAGGACGAUGAGGAGAAGGAUAAGGGGAAAGAAAAGAAGGAGAGCAGAGGCGGUGAAGGAGAGGAAGAGGAGGAGGACAAACAGCCGGAGGAGGACUUCCAGUGUGUGGUGUACUUCUGGCAGGGCAGACAGGCCUCCAACAUGGGCUGGCUCACCUUCACUUUCUCCCUACAGAAGAAGUUUGAGAGUCUCUUCCCUGGAAAACUGAAGGUGGUGCGUAUGACUCAGCAGCAGGAGAACCUUAAGUUCCUGUCCCACUUCAAGAGGAAGUUCAUCAUCCACAAAGGGAAAAGGAAACAGAAGACGGAUGGCGCCCAGCCUUCCCUCUAUCACAUACGCACCAACGGCAGCGCACUUUGCACCAGGACCAUCCAGAUUGGAACAGAUUCCAGCAAUCUCAACUCAGAGUUUUGCUUCAUCCUCAAGGUACCAUUUGAGAGCACAGACAAUCAGGGCAUCGUUUACACCUGGGUGGGCAGAGCUGCUGACCCUGAUGAAGCCAAACUGGCCGAGGACAUCAUGAACAGCAUGUUUGAUGACACAUACAGCAAACAGGUCAUUAAUGAGGGGGAGGAGCCAGAGAACUUCUUCUGGGUGGGGAUUGGUUCUCAGAAGCAGUAUGAUGAAGAUGCAGAUUAUAUGAAAUAUGCUCGGCUCUUCAGGUGUUCUAAUGAGAAAGGUUAUUUCUCUGUGUCAGAGAAAUGCUCAGACUUCUGUCAGGACGACUUGGCUGAUGAUGACAUCAUGUUGCUGGACAACGGCAAAGAGGUGUACAUGUGGGUCGGUACUCAGACCAGCCAGGUGGAGAUCAAACUGAGUCUCAAAGCCUGCCAGGUUUACAUCCAGCACAUGCGCUCUAAGGACACCGAACACCCCAGGAAGCUGCGACUGGUGCGGAAGGGAAACGAGCCUCACUGCUUUACACGCUGCUUCCACGCCUGGGGGGCUUUCAAAACUCCCCCCGCAUAGACGAACAUUCACACGCACAAAAACGCUCACACGUACAUUAAAUUGAUUUGCUGCCAUGUAAUUUUCUUCCAGUAAGAUGAUAAUGAUGAUGAUGAUGUCUAUGCCUAACUUAGCUUUACCUGAACCCUGACUUCCUCCCUUCUCCUCAUCCUGCUCAACACUGCUGCUCAACAGCCUCGCAGAGUUCUCCCUCUCAGGCUCACGUCUUCUUAAUCGCAUAACAGCUCACACCCCAAAACAACUGAAAACAUCUGUACAGAUUUUAAGUUUAGCAGAACAUCCCUUUCAGUGAAAAUUCAUCCGGUCAAGAGGCUGCUGGCUUUCUCGGUUUCCUGCUGUUUGGGAAAGACGGCAAAAUAUCAGAUUUUUUUUCUACAAGCUUUUCUAGCCGCAGCUCUAAAUACUGUUGAAAGAAGAGAAUUAUGUUUUGAGAUAAAGGAAGGUGUACAGACGCUUUAUAAAAACCCAAAGGGAGGUGAAUCCCAGACAUAUCGAUCUGUUCCGCUGCUUUCACGUGGCUUGUGCUGCAUGGUCAAUAGUUUUUUCAGGGGAUGAGGGACAUAGAUCGCUCCUCCAUGCUUAGUGCCAUUUUGCGCAGCUCAGUCGAAGCAGUUCAAGGCAGAUAAAAGUUGAUUUUACAGUUUGUAUUAUUUUUUUCUUUACUGAGGAGCUGAACAGAAAACAGCACUAUAAUUGUUUUUCUGAGGAAUGUUGGUUUAUAUAUAUAUAUUUUUCUGUUGUAUGACUAUACAUGAUAUGUGUGUGUGUUUACCCCAAUGCGCCUUCACUGAAACGGGGUGUGCCCCCUUUCCCAGUCUGUCUGGUCUCACCUUCUGUAAGUUGUCCACUGAUCUGACAGUUGCUUCUUGCCAGAUGUACCCUGAAAGAGACACGUUUGACUUCUGAAAUCACAGCAGACGUCAGCGUGCAAGUUACAGUUUGUGAGACAGCCUCGUUUUUUACGUUUAAAGUCAGAUGUUUAAAAUGUUGUGCGAUCAGUACAACCGGGAGAUCCUGACUUAUUAACUUUACUUAUUAACAACAAUACCGCGACAGGCUUCAUUCAGCUUCUUUCUUGCUUUUCUGGAGCUUUGCUAGGAUUUCAGAAGAGGAUGAGAAAGUGCUAAAGAGUUUCUUUCCAAAAUUUUAUGGAAUUUUUGAAAAGGUUAACGCAAGAUGUUCAAAAUUCUACAGGUUUAAAGUUUAGACAUUUUAGUCAGACACUGAUCUAAAUUUGCUACAACUUAAAAGUGUUGCUUUUUUCAAAUAUGUUUCUCAUUUUGGAACAAAACUUGUAACUUUUUUUAAAUGCAAUUUUAAUGGGAGAUCUAGUGCAUCAUAUCAGAGACAUAUCUCAAGUAAAGGGACAGUAGUUUCGUUUAUGGUUAACAGAUUUCUGAUCGGUUUGACUAGUUCUACAGCAGAUCGUUUGGAGUACAUAACACAACUGCUCAUGAUCAUGUGACCUGUGCGUUAUGCAGGCAUUGGUCCGAGCAGUAUAUCUAUAUAUGUCCACAAAUGGCUGCAACUACAGUACCUUUGUUUUUGUUUCUUUAUACUAUAUUUUGUGGGGUGAACUGUAUGCCUGUUAGUGUGUUUGAGUCUCUCACACACACACGUGUGUGUAUAUGAAUAUGUGUACAUGCUCCUGAUGCCACCUGCAGAUGCUUUAUUUAUGUAUUUUAUAUUAAAAUAAAAUCUCACAUCA
Messenger RNA from Thunnus maccoyii (southern bluefin tuna), 5933 nucleotides. It is a transcript of the gene flii, whose product is annotated as FLII actin remodeling protein. NCBI's taxonomy places the organism in Eukaryota, Metazoa, Chordata, Actinopteri, Scombriformes, Scombridae. The coding region runs from base 479 to 4225 and encodes 1248 amino acids. Gene Ontology annotation, molecular function: actin filament binding; phosphatidylinositol-4,5-bisphosphate binding. Gene Ontology annotation, cellular component: nucleus; actin cytoskeleton; cytoplasm. Gene Ontology annotation, biological process: actin polymerization or depolymerization; actin filament severing; barbed-end actin filament capping. The record is from RefSeq and is a predicted model, not a curated record. The transcript has 31 exons.